Molecule: messenger RNA, 3130 nt
Organism: Schistosoma margrebowiei
Lineage: Eukaryota; Metazoa; Platyhelminthes; Trematoda; Strigeidida; Schistosomatidae
Source: the annotation of a GenBank genome assembly
AUUUGAUUAAACGAAACGUGAAUGAUUCUGAUGAACUAUUAUCGACUAUAUAGAUUAUGUAACCUUUAUAUACGCACUAAAGUGUUCUCUUUCUGAUCAAGGUCAUUUAUUUCAUUAUAUAUAUAGAGAGAGACUUAGAUAUAUAUAAUAGAUUAAAACAAAUUCAGUAAUUUAACAAAAUUUGAUACAAUUAAGAGAUUAGUACAUUGAACCAAUAAGAAUGAUAAGUCAUCAAACUGGACCAAGUAUUACAUUUCCUGAUCGUAUUAGCGCUGAAAAUGAUGCAGAACAAUUACAUAACGCUUGUAAAUUACUAUCUACGGAUGAAGAAACCAUCACUAAAAUUCUAGGACAUAGAAAUCUACAACAACGUUAUCAAAUAAGAGAAACUUUUCAUAGGCGAUAUAAAAAGGAUUUAGUUCAUGUAUUAUGUAGUGCAACAAAAGGUGAUUAUGAAAGUCUUAUUAAAACUUUAUUUCGUGGAAGUAUACAAAUAUUAGCCCAUGAUUUAUAUAAAGGCUUAAAGAAACCAGAUAUUGUCAAUGAGAUCAUCUGUUGUUGUAAUAAUAAUGAAAUUAUUAUGUUGAAAAAAGCAUAUCAAGAAGUGCUUCAGGAAGAAGAGCCAAAAAAAGCUUCACAGCGUACACUUGAAACUGAUAUAAUCAAAGAAACAAAACCACCAUAUGAACAAUUAUUAGUAGCAUUAUUACAAGGAAAACGUGAUGAAGAUCCAUUUGAAUUAGUAGAAGAAGCUAUAAGAACUAGAAGUACAUCAAGAUUAAUUAAUCGAAGUCAAGUUGAAAAAGAUGUUGAAGAUUUAUAUUAUGCUGGAGAAAAACGUGCAGGUAAAGGUGAUUCUGAAACAUUCAUCAAAAUUCUAACAAAACGAAGUAAAUAUCAUGUGAAAGAAAUAUGGGAUGUCUAUUUAUCAAAAUAUCAUAGUACAAUAGUUGAAGUUAUAUCGAAAAAAUUCUCUGAGCCAUUUAGAUCAGGAUUAAAUACAAUGAGUGUUUCACUUUCGAUUGAUAUAUACUACUUAUAUCUGUCAAUAUCAGUAGCACAGAUCAUAAAGUAAUAUCUACAAUCAACUGAAUAAUUAUGAAAUAAUCAUUUCAAAACUGUAACUUUUUACAAUUCAUGAAUAGUUGACAACACUAGUAAGGUGUUCAAUUCAAUUUAAACUAACUAUAAAACUUCGAUAAUGUAAUCAGAAGACGAAGAUUAUCAGAAUUAUGUGAUAUAUUAGCGCAAUACAUUUCGAACAAUCUGAUCACACGUAAACUUGUUAAGAGCAAUUAUAUAUAAAAAUAAAAAGGUCAACUAGACUGGAAACGGGGUAAGAGGAGAUAAGGAUGAUAAUAAUAAGAGUAACAAUAAUGUGAAUACAAUUCGAAACCUAAUCACUCUGGAUAAGUCAAUAUUACCAGGGUAGAUUUAAGGUAAGAACAAACUGUUUUUGAACACACAAAGUGGGUUUGAAUUUUCGUAUGGCUAAAGCUUCAAUAAACCUUAAUAUACGCCCUUUUACACUUUUAUACAAAAUCACAAAAGCCGAGUUUAGAUCAAUCAUAUGGCCUGGUUUGAUUAUAUGUUUAGCAAUAGAGGAUGAUGGAUGUUUAUCCUCUGCUCUUAUUGGGUCACUUGAUUGUAUUUGUUUCUGCAACCAUUUUGGUACACACCCUAAUUUUGAGAUCACGAUUGCUCCUACCUAUGUAUGUGUGACCACACACACAUUGAAAUUGGUAGACACAGUGGGAUGUGAUACAGUCGUUUUCAUGUCUUUUAGGUUUUGGAUAAACCAUGCACCUUGUUCUUUCUUUGAUAAUGGCCUUUGCUGCGCAAUAUGUUUUGUUGAUGACCGAUUUAAGUCUUUGUUUCAAUAAAAGGCAAUUGGAAUCACCUCUGAAUGGUAGGGUGAUGUAUACAGGCUUUUUUUCCACUGAAGCCACAGUAGGUCUCAUUGUACCAUGAACUUUUCAUCUAUUUAUGAAUCUCAGAAGAUAGCCAUUUUCUAUUAAUGUUUUAUUUAGCAACUUAAUAUCAUCAUCAAUAGCAUCAUUUGUACAAAUUCGAUUAAGCCUGUUGAAAAGGCACCUUAUCAAACCACGUUUGUAUAGCACAGAGCAAUAGGCUAUAAUAACUAAGGUAUUGACCUGUCCACGUUGGUUUUUAAAAAAUGGAACGCUUGACUGAGCCAUCUUCUCGUCUACUCAGAAGUAUAUCUAGGAAGGGGAGCUGAUUGUUCUUCUCCUCUUCACAUGAGAGUCUGAUAUGGUUUUAGAGAGUGUUAAAUUUAUUCAAUUAACAGUGCAUAUCCUAUUUUCUUUCACAAAUAACCAAGAUAUCGUCAACAUAUGUGAACGAUAUGUAUUGCGCUAAUAUAUCAUCACAUAAUUCUGAUAAUCUUUGUCUUCUUAUUACAUUAUCGAAAUUUAUCAAAGGAGCUAAUUGCUAUAACUAUAAAACCUUUUUUGAAAUUUAGUCAUUUUCAACCCAUGAAAAUUCAAUGCAAUUCAGUAUGAUUGUCUUUUUUGUAUACUAAGUCGACAAUUAUCAUUAUUUCUUCUUCUUCUUCUUUAAAACAGUUAUGGCAUUGAUAGAUUUACGUUUGUUAUUAGUCUGUCAAUUAUAUGAUAGUAUGUACGGACUUGGAACACGAGAGGAUACAUUGAUACGAAUUACCUGUUUACGAUGUGAGAUUGAUAUGAAUACAUUGAAAUCAAUGUAUCGUGAAUAUUUUGGUAAACCAUUAAUUGAAGCAGUACGAGAAGAUACAUCGGGCGAUUUUCGCAAGUUACUUUUGGCAUUAUUGGGAGAAUAAUGUUUUUUCGAGCGGGGGUGGGGAUGAAUAUAAAAUAAUGUCCUAUUAUUAUUUUCAUUAAUAAAUAACAAACUAUUUUCCUUGCAACAACAAUGAAGCUUUCAUUCAUUCAUUAUUAUUAUUGUAAUGAAUUAAUUAUGCCUUUCAGCUUGCUUUUAUUUAUUUCCAAAACAUAGUCUAUGUAUAUCAUGAAUUUAAAGAGAGUUAUUGAUGUUGUUUGGUUGAUUAAUAAUGUGUAUAACUCAUUAUUGUUAUCACUCGUGGCAUUGUACUCCUAUCAAUAUAUGACAUAAUGAUACCUCCGAUUAG